Messenger RNA from Ectocarpus sp. CCAP 1310/34, 5550 nucleotides. The record is from the annotation of a GenBank genome assembly. NCBI's taxonomy places the organism in Eukaryota, Phaeophyceae, Ectocarpales, Ectocarpaceae.
UUGCAGCUGGCAGGUUUCUCGACGGAGAGAGCCUCAUCCCAACCUUGCACCAAGUCCUCUCAAGUAUCGUAGACGUCCGUAGGUGUAUUUGCGCCUCGCAUCGGUACAGAAAGACGCAGUAGGGUCGUGAUUGCGGCGUUUAACCUCCGGGACAAGGAGGAGACGUGCAGGCAAGCGCAGGAUCGCCAAUCCACAGCAGCAGUAGCACGGCACAACAGCAGCGACAUCCCUGUAGCAGCCAUGGAUAGACGUAGCAACGGAGGCGGUGGGGAUUAUGGCUCUGGUGAUGGCGGAGGAGGAAGGGCGGGCGGUAAUCGCUGUGAUCGCCAGCACGACCAGCAGAGCGACGCCGGCGGAGGUGGAGGUCGAUGGCAGAACGACAUGUACGACAACACUUCCCAACAGCCGCGCCGGGGGAGCCACGGUGGAGGUGGAGGUGGAGGUGGCUAUCGGGAAAGAGGCGGUUACCAGCACGACCAGCGCGACCACAGGGGCGACGGGGGGAGGGGGCGGAGCUACGGUGGUGGAGGGGGUGAUCGCUAUGGCGGCGGCGGUGGGAGGCGGCGCAGCCGCCGGGGAUGCUAGGGAGGGGGGAGAGGGGGGCGGGGGUGUUGGCGGAGGCGGUGAGCGCUGGCAGAAGCACGCGCAGGCGCUAAGUGGGAGGAGCGGCGGCGGCGGUGGUGGUGGCUACAACGCGCAGCAGCGUCACGGCCAACAAAACCAGAGGCCCGAAGCCGGCGGUGAGAGAGAGCAGGGGCGAGUGUGUUCCAUUAAGGAGUCGUUCGGCUUCGUUCGCUGCAUGGACAGGCCCGGCGAUCUGUUCUUUCACCUCACCGAGGCCCCUCCCAACAUUAACGUCGGAGAUGAGGUCGACUUCUUCAUCGGAAUGGGUAACAGGAGCGGGAAGGACUGCGCCCUGAAGCUCAACCUUCUUCCUCCGGGAACCGUGUCAUCAGAAAUAAUCCUUGACGCCUCAUUUCUGGGAGUGAUCGAGAGGGACAUUCGCUCUCACCCUUCAUCCAUGCCGAGCACACACCGAGCAAAUAUGAUGGGGAGAUCCAGACCGCAGGAGUCCCAGCAAUCUGAGGGUCUCAUCAAGAUCACGGGCGCAGCCCCCCCCGAGGAUCCACCGGCCGCAAGUGAUACCACGGCGCCCCCGGAACGGGAGGUACAGCCGGCCGACGCAACGGAGGGAGGGGACGGUACCGACACAUCCUUUGAAACGGAAGCCGCCGUCGCAGGUGUCGACGAUGCCGCCGGCACCUCUGCUCCUGCCGCUACUCCGGAAACGGAAGAGGCUGUCGCCGUGCGAUCGACACAGCCGGCUCCGGCUGGCGAUGGCAAAGGCGACAGGGCGGCCCCGCUUGGGCUCCAGGGCGCGAUGGUCACCUACCUCGUCACGGACAGUUUGGAAGAAGACGCCGGCUCCAGGUUUAGACGUGGAGACGAGGUCCGCUUCAAGGUGAGCCAAGAGAAGGUGACCGGCAGGAAGCGGGCUGUGGAGCUGGUGCUGGUGCGAACAAACAGGGAGAAGCGGGAAGGAGAGCAGCUGCAGAAGCUAAUCGAAAGCGGGGCGACGAAGCAGCAGGGUGUCGUGAAGAAGUUGACCCACGACUACGGGUUCUUGCGGUCGCUCUCUUGCCCCGAGACUGUCUACUUCAACACGGCUCACGUCGUACAGAGCAGGGAGGGAGAACGCCUGAGGGUGGGAUCGCAGGCCGAGUUUUGGGUAGUACCGGACCGCACGAAAGACCGUCGGGAGAGCUUCCGAGCGCUGGAGAUCAAGGUCCUCCCUCCGGGAACCCUUACGCUGGAGGAGGAGACGCACAAGAGCGUUAGGGGCACCGUGGAGAGAGCACCCACCUUUCCGCACAGGCAGAGUUUCGGCGGAGGCAGAGAAGGCGGAGGAGGGGCUGGCGGUAUGCAGCCGGGGUCCGCUCGAUUCGUCAUCCCUGCCCCUGAUACCGCGGAGGAGGGAGAGGAGGCGUUGCCGGAAGGGGGCGAGGGGCCCGGCGCAGCUGCUGCGAAGGCGAUUUCUUUGGUGGCGUCCCUAAACCACAAAGAGCUUGGGAAGAGCCAGGUACCCACUCUGGAGGUGGGCGACAUCAUCGAAGCCGACUUAUGGAAGUCCAAGCUUGGGGGGGGCUCGACCCAGGUGAAGAACGUGACACUCGUGCGCUUUGGUGGUGAUCGUGUGGAGGGCGUGGUGAAGAACCUUCGGGACGGUGGUUUCGGGUUCAUCCGACCCCUCGGUGGUACCGAAGAUGUCUACUUCAGGAUUAGCGACACUUGCAAGAACUUGCCGGAGUUGAGGGAGGGGUCGGAGGUAAUUUUCACGCAGCACGAGUCGGAGAGGGGAGGGGAUAAGAAGCGGGCUACGCGAGUGGAGGUUUGUCCCAAGGGUACGCUUAAGGUGGAAGUCCCUUUGGCCACCGGCGUGAGCGGUGUGGUGACGCGCGACGCCAAGGGAGGCGGGCAGGGCAUGAUCACCAUCACGGACGGCAACAACCUCGAAAUGCCCGCACAAGUCAAGUUCCCGAAGAUUGCGGCUCAAGUAAGGGAGUUCGCUCAGAGCGAGGACAGGGAGCUUGUAUUCCCGAGCGGACUUUCGGCUAGAGAACGGAACGCCGCCCACAGCCUCGCUGCAGGGGAGGGGCUAGGCCACGAGAGCAGGGGGGACGAGGGCAAUCGGGCCUUGCACCUAUGGAAGCCGGAGAGCGAGGAGGAAGCGGUGUCCAUCAGAGAGGCCGAGAGCAAGAGGGCAGAACAACGAUCCAACGCCAUCAAAGAAAGAAGCAAGAACGGGGAGCGGUCGCAAUCCGUCCCCUUUUCCCGAGAAGAUACUGCCUCCGCCAAACCGGAUGACAACUUCCAAGACCAAGAAAAGGUCUCCAGCACCAACACGCAACAAGAGGCCGGAGGAGAGGGGGCACAGGGGAAUGUACCCCCCCAAAGGCCGUCCAAGUCUAAACUAACUCAAGACUUUCGGACGGAGAAGGGCUUUGCGGGGUAUGCCGCGGCCGCGCUGAGGGGGGACCUAGUUACCUUCGACGUCGUGCUCAACAGGGGGAACAUGAAGCGACGUGCGACCAACGUGAAGGUCACCAAACGAGCUUCGCCGCAGGGCAGCAACGCCAACAGCUCAGCGAACAGCGCCAGCGGUGGCGGCGGCGGCGGCGGGCAGCAGCAUGGCAACGGCCAGGACCAAGAGUAUAUGGGGGUGGUGUCCUUGGUGCAGCUGGAGAGGCACUACGGUUUCAUUGAGGUGCUGGACAUGGACGAGAGGGUAUUCUUCCACCUGUCUGAGGUGCUGCCUGACGACAGCAACAGCAACAACAUCGCCGCCACGCCUGCUGCUGGCGGUGGAGAUGGUGGCGGUAGUGCUCCCACCGACAAAGACAGCAGUGGCGAUGGUGUUGCUGAGAGCGCUACCGAGGUGGAGGGCACCCCCUCCACCGCUGCAGGCAACGGAAAUGCCAAGCCUACCCCGAUCAUCAAGAGAGGUCAAGAGGUGGCCUUCCGGAUAGGACAGAGGCAGGGCAAGCCGCUGGGCCUUCGCGUGCGCAAGCUCCGACAGGGGACGCUCCCUACAGAGGAGGCGUUGCCCUGCCGUUCCUUGGGCGUUGUGGUGGUGCCCCCCAGGAAUGUCGGAACCGUCGACAAGGAAAAGGACGCGAUGGCGAGUGCUGCUGGCAUGGAAGGAGUGCUGGUCAUGCUGCAGGAGAAAUCUGCCGCUCAGGCGUCUGACAACGCCGCUACAGCCGAGCUACCGCCAGCGCCACCAGCAGAGGUGACGCCUCUGGGCGAGGACGGUGCAGGGAUAGCGAUUGAAGAGUCGUCGGCACGGGAGGCCGAGAAAGAGGCCAGCAAGGCCCAGCGCAUGCUAUCCCUAGCCGGAAUCCGUGUCGCGUCCCCCCCUCAAGACGCCGUCGCCGCCGCCGCCGCCGCCUCUUCAUCUCUGUCGAGCUCUAUCGCUGAGCAAGCACCGUCCUCCUCCCUCCUGCUCAACCCGAACGGGGUUUCCUCCGGCAAGAGGCGUGCUAGUCGGGGUGGGGGGGGUGCAGCCCCGAAACCCCCUCCUCGUUUCUCCAUCCUCUGCUUCUUGGCCGACACCGAAGGGAAGGGUGUGGCGGCAGCAACAGCAGGAGGAAGACAUGGAGGAGGCGUUACCGCGACCGAGACCCCGGCGGCCGGAGCCGUUGGCAGUGCCGUCUCUUACGGAAGGGGAGACUUGGUGGAGUUUACCGUGGUGGCUAGAAGGGGCCAGCGGCACCAGAGCCAUCGCGUCGGCGAUGUGUCCCUCGUCACGAAGGCAGCGUACCCUUGCCGGAGGGGCAAGGUGCUUCAGGUAGACGCUAAGGCGGGGGUAGCGCAUGUGGCGCUACUGCAAGGUCAAUGCCAAGACGCAGACCAGGCAUCUACGGACAAGCCGAAGGAGGAAAAAGAAGUCGAUGCCACGGCCGAGGUCGCUACGACUGCAGACGAUGCAACAACACCUCCCGCAUCAAGUCCGGCUGACUCGAGCACGGCUGAGGGGGCCUCCAGUCGCGUCUUUUUCCUCCUUAAGGAGAUGGUCGGGGCUGCCGGCCCCCUGCGAAACGGCGACGAGGUGGACUUGGUGCUGCCGACACCUCUCCCACGCAUGGCGUCGCAGACCAAGGGCGGAAAACCGCCCGGUGGCGUCCACGCCGUCGGGGCUGUAAGGGACCUCAAGAGUCUAUCCGGGGCCCGGCAGCGGUUGAAUAUCAACCUCCGUGACUCCCAGAAGGGGCCGCAGGUGCGGAUGGCACUUGGUCCGGAUGGCAAUGGCUUCAAGCAGGGACACCGCGCCUCUCAGUCCCUGUACGAGAAAGCCGCUACUGUGCCUCCCUCGACCGACACCAUGAUGGUGAAGGAGGAAGCGGAACAGGAAAAGCAAGAGGUCAUCGCGACCGAGGCGGCCGAUGCGGCUGUUGAUGCAGCGGAAACGGUUAUCAAAGAGGAACAGCAAACGGGCGAAACGUAGAAACUAUGGUGUUGGAGGAGGGCGGGGGCAAGGAGGGAGGGAAAAAUAACCUCAAGUUUCCGAUGCCCGUGAUAUUCGUUUUCUUGGCGUUGUGGUUGUGUAGUGUUUUUGCCGUUUUCCCGCUCAGUGCGUGCUUACAGGAGGGGGCCAAAGGUGACAGGGAUUGGCCACGCAGUAAAUCCUAUGUGACGGUCUUGCACGCACAGCGAGGUUGAAUGUUAUUCGGAUGUUGUCCGAGUCUUACAAUUGUGUUCAAGCGUACUGGUUAGGUAGUGUGUUGCGGCGUGCGAGUUUAAUGACUCUACACAAAGAAGCCUGCAUGUCCUUGGACGACCAAAGUCAAACCAUGGACGAGAGCUUGUAGAGCUCCAGUGUUGAAUGAGCAAGAUUAGACUGUUGACUGGUAGGAUUAUUCGUCCCCCCUCUCUCUAAGUUGCAGAUCACGUGCGUGCGUGCGUGCAUGUCCGGUUCGACCUGAAGAUUAUGAAGUGUUCAUCCGUAUUCUUGCUGUUGGUGCCAAUCGCCAAAAGUAACCACUCUAUUCC